AUGGCAGCGAAAUCCUCAGCAGAGACUUUCUUCGCCUGGGGGUCACGGCAUGGCAACUUCAUUCUUCGCGCCGUGAUAAUUGGCAUCAGCACGCUGGCUGGAGCCAUGUACCUGACGGGGUAUGUCUAUGAUCUUGAAACGGAGCGCCGACUGCGCGACAAGGAUCUGGCGCAUCAGCGCGAGCUGCACGACAGGGACGCGGCAUUUGAGCGCGAGCUGCGCGACAGGUAUCCGGCACGGCAGCGCGAGGUUCUCGAAAGAGACCUUGAGCACGAGCGCGAGCUGCGCAUGGCGCGGCAGCAGAACGCAGAACUCCACUUGAAGGCCCAGCUCUUUGAUGCGAUCCACCGUGAGGGCUACGAGGCCGCGGCGCGCUUACUGCAGAGCAUCCAGGCGGCGUCCACGCGUCCCCCCACAGACUAG
Molecule: messenger RNA, 423 nt
Organism: Monoraphidium neglectum
Lineage: Eukaryota; Viridiplantae; Chlorophyta; Chlorophyceae; Sphaeropleales; Selenastraceae
Exons: 1
Coding region: 1-423 (140 amino acids)
Source: RefSeq, a predicted model, not a curated record